AAAAAAAAAAAUUGGGCCUAAAAACGCGUCAAAUCGCUUAGAGCGCCUUUAAAAUUAUCUCCGAAUUUCCCAGUAGUACGACUUGAGAGGGCGUUCAUGUACUAUUUCCUACAGCACGUGAAGGCAGAAUAAGUACACGGCUCGUCUUCAAUACUACAACAUCUGAUAAUUUUCCAAGCGUCAAGAAAGCAGCUGACAGGUGAUUCAUGAGCAGGAGGUGCAGUCGCAGGUGUGGGUGGAUCACACACCCAGUCAGACUCGACGCAGUACUCUCGGAGCGACAUGCUGACUGACUACACAUAUUCAUGAGCGACAUUUAUUCAGCCAUUCAAGAGCAUUUCUGAUGUAGACGGGACCGUGGACAAGGUUUAUUUCCACUCCUUCAGCAUUCAGCAUCAUGGACUACCAAUUUUGGCCACAAAAACUCUCAAACGAUAAACGUUUAUAUUGGAUACGGAUGCCUACAUAACCCAAUCUACCAUGGAUGAACAUGACUUAAAAGCUGAUUAUUAAAUAUGCUAAAUAUUGAAGUAAUAAUUUUAUAGUUUUUUUUGUUCAAGUGAACCACAAAGCCAUGUAUUCUCCUCUGUUGUUCUUCAUCGUUCUGUAUGGCAUCUUCCUGACAUCUUCCUAUGCUGGAUGGAGCAAUCUGAAUAGUACCCCCCGAAAAACCAUUCAAUAUGAAGAUAACCAUGUGAUCACGUUUAAAGAGGACGGUAUUUGGAAUUACUCCACAAUGCUGAUUAUGGAGGAUCUGGGUUUGCUGGUGUUGGGGGCGAGAGAGGCCGUCUACGCCCUUGACAUGAAUGAUAUCUCCGUUGCCAAGUCUAAGGUGCUUUGGAAGGUUACAGAGGAGAAACAAAAGGAGUGCACCUCCAAAGGAAAACAUCCUGACAUCGACUGUCGUAAUUAUGUACGGAUGCUGCAUCAAAUGAAUGACGGCGUGAUGUACGUGUGUGGAACAAACGCCUUUAGCCCCACCUGCGAUUACAUAACGUACAGUGACGGGCAGCUGAAGCUGGAGGGAAAGCAGGAAGAUGGGAGGGGGAAAUGUCCUUUCGAUCCGUUCCAGAGAUCCUCUUCUGUCAUGGUUGAUCAAGACCUGUAUUCUGCCACGUCCUUAAACUUUCUCGGUUCGGAGCCGGUCCUACUCCGCACCUCUCCUGUUUCACUGCGGACAGUGUUUAAGAGCUCUUGGCUCAAUGAGCCGAGAUUCGUCUACAUGGACGUGGUCCCAGAAAGUGAGGACAGUCCUGAGGGUGACGAUGACAAAGUCUACAUGUUCUUCAGUGAGAACGCCGUGGAGUACGACUUCUACAACAAGCUUGUGGUGUCGCGUGUCGCCAGAGUCUGCAAGGGCGAUGUGGGUGGUCUAAGGACCCUGCAGAGGAAAUGGACCUCCUUCUUGAAGGCUCGUCUGGACUGCUCUGUCCCUGAACCCAGUCUGCCCUACGUCAUACAGGACGUCUUCCAUGUCCGCCACAAGAAAUGGAGGAAAAGUGUCUUUUAUGCUGUCUUCACCUCUCAAUCAAGCUCAACAGAUCAGUCUUCAGCUGUUUGUGCAUUUCAUGUAACCGAUAUCAGUGAGGUGUUCUCUCGUGGCAAAUUUAAGACGGAGGUGUCCGUGGAAAUGUCUGAUGUGAAGUGGGUCACGUACAGCGGAGAGCUUCCUGUCCCCCGACCUGGAGCUUGCAUCAACAACGCAGCGAGGACUAUGGGAAUAGAAAGGUCGCUGGACCUCCCCGAUAAAACCCUACAGUUCAUCCGAGACCGGCCUCUCAUGGACGACGCCGUCCGUCCAAUCACAGGCAAGCCCCUGCUGCUCAAGAGAGGCCCGCUGUUGACCCGCCUUGUCGUAGACCUCGUAACUGCAUCGGACGGACAGUCCUAUCCUGUGAUGUUUGUCGGGACAGAAAAUGGUUAUGUGCAGAAAGCAGUGAACUAUGAUGGAGAAAUGCACGUAAUUGAAGAAAUAAAACUGUUUCAGAACACUGAGCCAAUUGACGUCCUACGACUUCACCAGAAUCAGUUGUAUGCAGGCUCUGCGUCUGGGAUUGUCCAGAUGCCCGUCAGCAACUGCAGUCGUUAUUCUUCCUGUCUGGACUGUGUGCUGGCCAGAGACCCUUACUGUGCCUGGGACGCCACAGCUCAACGGUGCUCUAGAUCACUUGAGGAUGCAAAAGGUAAUCUGAUACAAAGCCUGAAAGACGGGGAUGCCACUCGAUGCCCAACAACAGCUACCGUGGAACUAAAGAUCCACUCCCUGGUGUUGGGAAACAACAUCAGAUUGCUGUGUCGAGUAGACUCUAACCUGGCCCAGGUCAACUGGAAUUUUGCUGGGAAGCCACUCCCCUACUCAAACAGGAAGUAUACUAUUUAUAGCGAUGGCAUCCUUAUCUCCAACGCCUCAGCCGCUGACGCUGGACGCUAUACCUGCACGUCAGUCGAGCGGGCGAAAGGGAGACAGUACGCCCAAACACUGGCCGUUUAUGACUUACGCGAACAAUUACCAGUAAAUGUGACAGAUAAGAUUAAGACCACAUUGGGAGUCCUUCCUGAAAGCUACACGACAUCAUCAGGUUUGCAUAAAACUGAAGAGUCUCCGUCAUAUGCUACAAAUCAGAGCAGUGAGAAUAAAUGGAUAGUAAUGCAAGUGGCGCUGGCCGUGAUAUCCGUUAUGAUGGCCUGUCUGCUUAUCUGGAACUUGUACAUGGGCCACAUUUCUCCGUUUAUGUGCUGUGGAAGACAACCGAUCAAAAGCCACAGGAACCUUCCAGAAAGGGAAUACAUGCACACAGGAAAUGAUGUUGUGGACAGUAAACAGCAAAUGGUCAGGUUGUGUGUCACAACAAACAGUAAUAUUGAAGCAACCAGCUUCCACAGGAAUACCGUCAAUGGGGAUACGGCAACGGACAUUCAUAUUUUUAAGUACAUUACAGACGAGUCUGAGAUUUAAGAUUUGAUUCUUUUUAUGUCAUUUUUAUACAUAUUUAUUUUUUUAUUAAUAAUAAAAAAUGUAAUAAAAAUUAAUAUUUUAACUAGCAAAGUUAAAAGUUUGUCAAAGCCUAUUUUAAAGAUGUAGAUAAAUAUGAAAAAAAAACAAAUUUUUUUUCGAAAUAUGAAGGUAAAACAUUCUACCAGCUGUGUCUGAAAUUGCAUACUAUUCAAGUAGCUACUACAUUUGAGGAACAAACUUUGCAAAAUCUUCAGGACAUUCACUCUCUCAUCACCUCGGCUAUGUCGUUACUGUAUGAAUCUCAACGCAAUCAUAGUAAGUCAGUAUUAUUUGGUGCCGUGACCCGGUGUUGUACUCGAGCACACACUUCUUUAUAACAUUGUCUGUUCCCUCUCCUGUUUUACCUCAAUUAAUACUAUGAAUUCGGACAUGCUACUCAUUUCAUGUACCGCUUUUCUCCUGUUAUUCAGAAGGGAAGUAUGCAUUAGACGUAGGGAGUGACUGCAAUAAAAGCGACUUUAGUCUGAAAAGGAAUGUUUUUAUUGAACUGAAGUUGGAGAGCCAUUCCAGUCACAUUUCAUAUGCAGGACUGUUAAAUACAUUGGCUACACAAAGCCAGUUGUCGAACUUUGCAAAAUCAACCUCCUGUGGCUCUGUGGAGGGAGAUCUUGAGCAAAGGGGACCAAAGAUAAAGUCACAUAUUAAAAUUGAGUGUCUUAGCCUCCAGCCAACCACAACUGUAAACACAGUGAGAUGAAACAAAGAAUAAAUGCGAAAUGCAUAUUUAUACGCCAGUAGUAAAAAUAGCACAGGAUAUAGCCGCAUCCACCAAUUAAAAGUUGUAGCACUUGAGGGAAACUCGAAAGCUAUUGGUUCACACAUGCUUAAUAUGCAUGAAGAAUUAAGGCGGUCUUCGUUUCGAAGAUGUGAAAAAGCUUUAAACAGAAAGACAGCAGGCACAAGGUGUGUUUGCAAGGAAACGUUCUCAGUCAAAGAUA
Messenger RNA from Megalobrama amblycephala (Wuchang bream), 3954 nucleotides. RefSeq lists its product as uncharacterized. The record is from RefSeq and is a predicted model, not a curated record. Gene Ontology annotation, biological process: neural crest cell migration; semaphorin-plexin signaling pathway; negative chemotaxis. Bases 575 to 2956 code for a protein of 793 amino acids. NCBI's taxonomy places the organism in Eukaryota, Metazoa, Chordata, Actinopteri, Cypriniformes, Xenocyprididae. The transcript is spliced from 15 exons. Gene Ontology annotation, molecular function: chemorepellent activity; semaphorin receptor binding.